AUGACAUAAACUGAGAUUUACUACUUCAGUAAAUUAACGACAAAAGUAAAGCGCAAACUUAAUAAUACAUACCGUUGUGCGAAAGCUCGCUAAAAAUAACUGUGAAUAUCUAAGUAAAGAUUUUGUGAAUGGACGCGCUCAGUGCCAGCCUCGCUCCUGCCAGCACAUCUGAUACCAUCACAGCCAACAGCACAACGAGAACAACAACACCUAAAAAGUCGAACGUUUCCACUGCCACUUCUUCGCCAUUAUCAUUCCGAUCGUCACCAGUUUCCUCCCCGCGCACCUUGCUGGAAGCAGCUGCAAUAGCAACAACCAUUGGGCCUCCGUCACCCACGCACUCCUCACGCGCUUCGUCGUGUUCUGCGCAUUCCAGAUUGCGCGUAGCAACCCCUGAAUCGGAUACACCUGUUGGUGAAAUGAGUGUGAGCGGUGGAAGUCAACUGGCUGCAGCGUUGGACAUGAAGACUAGAGCUUCAGCCACCUCCGCUGCUGCCGCCGCCGCCGUGGAGCUAUUGCAUGCCGGCACGCCAUCAUCUCAUACGCAGUCGCAGAAAAUAAAAAAAUGUGCGUUUAAAAAUCGGUAUAAUGAGAUAGUAGAUGUAAAUAUGAAAUUUUCGAAUUUCACUUGCCGAAGGGCGGAAACGUUUGAAUGUGAAGUUGCUACAAGUAACAACCACAAUACCAAAAGCUUUCAGACUGCAAUAGUAGAUAUCAAUAGAGAUAAUGGCUUCGAGAGCCACACAUCCAGUCCAGUAAUAACAACUACAAUGGCUUGCCCGAAAUUGCUUCGAAGUUGCAGAAGUAGAGGUAGUCCUAGGCUACAACAACUUUACCAACUACAACAACGGCAACUGAAUUCAAUGUCGCUGCAACGCCAUCAGAAGCAGCUGCAGCGGCAGCAACAACAUUCAAAACGUUACCGACAACAACCCAAAUCAAAAUAUUUAGAUACGAAAUUUAGAUUCGAACAAGAACGCAAAUUUGCUGAAGCUGAACAGUUGCAACAACAGCAACAACAACUAUAUGCAUCGACUAAAGAAAAUUUUUUACUUACACUCGAUUUACUUGCAGUGGUCCGCCGAAACGCCUCCGACAAACUUCGCCUCAUCCAAAUGGUUCACGACAAUCCAAUACUGUGGGACUCGCGCCUGCCAAAUUUCAAGGGCGCCGAAGAAGAGAAGAAUCGUGCCUGGGAAAUGAUUGGCAAAGAGUUCAAUGCGCCGGGGCGGCGUGUGGCGCGCGCCUUCAAAUCGCUGCGGGAAUCGUAUCGGCGCGAAUUGGCGCAUGUCAAAUUGAUGGGAAACGGAUUCAAACCGAAGUGGAGUCUCUACGAAGCAAUGGAUUUUUUGCGAGAUGUUAUCAGAGAGAGAAAAGGUGGUUCACACGCAGUAGAACAUGCAACCAUUGGUCUUAAUUUGAGCGCAUUCUCCCAACACUUGAAUAACAACAAUAACAACAGUAAGUCUACACUUAAACUAAGCGCCUUGCAUUCAUCUUUCAAUGAAAGCGCACUAAAUCUGUCAAAAUGUACAUCCGGCCUGAAUAUGAGCCACGAAGACUACUAUUACUAUGUGAAGCCGGAAUUGGACAUGUCAGCGGCGCAUGCGGCUAGCAAUGGCCUUGGUGGCGGUGGUGGCAGUGUCAGUGCUGUCGGUCCGCCCCAUCCAUUGCCCGCUCAUCAGCCACAACAGCAAAACCAACAACUACACAGUGCUGCGCAUGACAGCCGCGUCUCAUCAACGCGCAACGACAGCACUACUCAGCACAGCAACACAUUUGACGAUCUCGACGCAUCAUCGGUACGCAGUGGUGACGAGACCUCAAUGCGUAAUGCAGACAUGAGUAAUCAGGGAUCUGAUGAGGUGGAGGAGCUGGAAGCAAUAGAUGCUGAUUUUCCUUAUCCGCUUAUACUCGACGCGAAUUCGCCGCGUUCUAUGAGCGCAGCAGGCGGCAAUGUGGGUAAUGCUGCAGGUGGUAGUGCUGGUGGCGUAGCUGGCAGCUCCAUGAAACGAAAACGACGUGACAUGAACGGUGAUGCAAUGGACGGCACUGUCGACGAUGAGGAUGACUACGAAGGACAAAUGUUGCAGCAGCAUCGCCAUUUGCGCCAGCAAAAUGGUGGCUCUGGCGGUGGGGGUGGCUUAAGUAGCAUGGGCGGAUGUAUGUUGGAUAUGCCGGCGCCACAAACUGUACGUGAGGUGUUGAACUCCAAGUUCUGCGGCUUCAUUUCGGCAAAACUUAACAGUAUGGAAGACACGGAGGCGGAUAAUUUGAUGAACAAAAUACUCAUGCUGCUGGUACAGACGCAGACACAGACACAUAAUAGUGAGGGAAAAUAGUUCCUUGAAGGAGAUUAAAUUGUUGGUCAGCAGAAAAAAUGUGAUACAAUGUAUGUAUGUAGUUUAGGUGGAGGAAAGGAAAGUGAUUGAAAAUUGUACUUACUUUUCUUCAUUUUUGCUGGGUGGACAUAUGUAGCUGAUAAGCAAUUAGUCUUGAAGGAGAAUAAUUUUAAAGUAGAGCGAUGGCAUACAUACAUUUGUACAUUUAUAAGUGUACAAAUUGUUAUGCGCGCACGAUAUUUAAUUCUAGCAAUAAAGAAUUUUUUUGUGUUAUAUUUUUCGGUGGCGGAUAGGAAUUAUUUGAUAUAUCGAUGCCUAACCGCCAAAAUAACGUAAGUGAAAUUUUUUUCAAAAUUUUGCUUUUGAUGCAGAAAUGCAUCUAGAUAAGAGGUGGCCUGCCUCUGCAGAGCAUUUUUGUAGUGUGCGUGCAAUUGAUGUGACUGUGUGCGUGCGAACAAGUCGUGCAGUUGAAUGAAACUUUCGCUGCUACUCAAGCUGAGCGUGUAUGUAUACGCGGGCGGACGCUGCCCAGGGCUGAUCUAGAUGCUCUAGGAAUAUUUCUCAAUAAAAACAAAAUUAAAAAAAAAAAUUCGCUUACGUUAUUUUGGCGGUUAGGGCUCGAUAUGUAUGUAUGUAUUUAUAAAAGACGUAUUUAUCAUAACUUUAUUUUAGAUUUCGAUCACAAAUAAUUUUUUCUUGCUCUCAUUAAAUGCUCAAUUUGAAGAAAUUAUAAGACAUGAAAUUAUCUUUACAGAUGUACACAAAACUCGUAUUAAAAGAUUGUGUUAUGCCAAUAGCAAGUCUGAAGUGCACAUAUGGUCAUACAUAUGUUACAUAUGUAUGUGUGUAGACGUUUUUCUUAUUAAAUCGUUUGCAUGAAAAACUGGCAAACUCAAUAAUUAUUAGCAAAUAUGCUUGAAAUAAACUAAAAUUAAAUUAUAUAUAUGUUUAUAUUAUAUGCGGGAAUGAAAAGUUUAAAAUGUUAAGCUCU
This is a messenger RNA of Rhagoletis zephyria (snowberry fruit fly), 3333 nucleotides long. It is a transcript of the gene Mes2, whose product is annotated as Mesoderm-expressed 2. The record is from RefSeq and is a predicted model, not a curated record. Gene Ontology annotation, cellular component: nucleus; transcription regulator complex. Gene Ontology annotation, biological process: regulation of transcription by RNA polymerase II. Lineage: Eukaryota; Metazoa; Arthropoda; Insecta; Diptera; Tephritidae.